This is a messenger RNA of Phalaenopsis equestris, 726 nucleotides long. RefSeq names its product glycerol-3-phosphate acyltransferase 5-like. Gene Ontology annotation, molecular function: phosphatase activity; glycerol-3-phosphate 2-O-acyltransferase activity. Bases 152 to 442 code for a protein of 96 amino acids. Gene Ontology annotation, biological process: cutin biosynthetic process. The transcript has 2 exons. The record is from RefSeq and is a predicted model, not a curated record. Lineage: Eukaryota; Viridiplantae; Streptophyta; Magnoliopsida; Asparagales; Orchidaceae. Gene Ontology annotation, cellular component: membrane.
UGCCCGGCCCCCCCGCCACCGGAUUACGGAUGCCGCCAUCAUUAAUAGCUUGCUCAAGAAAGGAGACCUCGUCCUCUGUCCGGAAGGCACAACGAGCCGCGAGCCCCUGCUGCUGCGAUUCUCGGCCCUAUUCGCCGAGCUGAGCGACGAGAUGGUGCCGGUGGGAAUGGCGAGCAGAAUCAGCAUGUUUCACGGCACGGCGGCGAGGGGUUGGAAGGGCCUGGAUUCCCUCUACUUCUUCAUGAACCCGACGCCCGUCUAUGAGGUCACCUUUCUCGAUAAAUUGCCAGCCGACCAGACCUGCGGUGCCGGAAAGUCCAGCCAUGAGGUCGCCAAUUACAUUCAGAGAGCCAUUGCCGCCAAGCUUGGCUAUGAGUGCACCAGCUAUACCAGGAAGGAUAAGUAUAUGGCUCUCGCCGGCAACCACGGCUCCAUGUAUUGAUUAAUGGAAGAAGACUUAUUUGUUUUGGAAUUUGAGUGUGUGUUUACAUAUGUAAUAUUUAAAUUUUUCUUUUUUUUUUUAUGUAUUUAAAGCACACGAAUCUUUUAUAUUGACAAAAAUAUCAUAAGUUUUUAAUUUUUAAAUUGUUGAAAAACUUGUAUUUUGUUGCCAAGUUUUGUAAAUAAAUACAAAUUGAGUGGUAUCUGUGUAAAUCUUCUUGAAUGGAAUAGUACGGAGAUGAAUGGAUUGAAGCUGUUUUUUCCUCUGGCCGCAUAUUAGCCACA